Amaranthus tricolor (Joseph's coat) is the source of this 2002-nucleotide messenger RNA. RefSeq lists its product as uncharacterized. Gene Ontology annotation, molecular function: hydrolase activity, hydrolyzing O-glycosyl compounds. The coding region runs from base 376 to 1752 and encodes 458 amino acids. The transcript is spliced from 3 exons. Gene Ontology annotation, biological process: carbohydrate metabolic process. NCBI's taxonomy places the organism in Eukaryota, Viridiplantae, Streptophyta, Magnoliopsida, Caryophyllales, Amaranthaceae. The record is from RefSeq and is a predicted model, not a curated record.
CGUUAUCAAUUCACCUAAGAUGUCCAAAAAAACCAUAAAAAUGAUGAAAUUUCAUUCAUAACUCCAAAACCCUUCAAAGAGAAGGCAACAAGACAAAAGAGAGAGACAUUUCCUGGGUUUUUCAAAUCAUCAAUCAUCAUCAUAUCAGGAUUAGAUCCCACCAUUACUACUUUGACAACUUAACCUCUCUCUCCUUUUCUGUUCCUGAUUGCCUUCCCACUUUUUUCUUCUUCUCUGACCAACCUAUUUUCUGUAUACAUAAGCUAUCCUAGAAAGUUCAAAGUUGUAUAAAGAUACAAACUUGCUCAAGUUUGGGUUAAAUUUGAGCCAACAUAUAGUCUUUUAAGUAUAAAUUUCUGAAGAUUUGAGGAUUUUAUGUCUGGGAAUUUUGGUUCACCCAGUGCCCAAUUGAUGUCUGGGAACAGAUGUUCAUUGCCUCUUGCAAUUUGCGGUGUGCUUGUGUUUGUACUUCUGUUGCAGCUUUACUCUCUUCUUCCGCAAAAUGAUGUCUUUAGCUUUGAUACACAAUUAUACUCUAGUGAGCGUUUUCAUGAGCUUGAAGAGGUCGAUGAGGAGAACCUUCAAAUGCCUCCGCCAAGGAAGCGUUCUCCUCGAGCUAUCAAAAGAAAACCCAAGAAGUCAACUACCUUGAUUGAGGAAUUCCUUGAUGAGAACUCACAAAUUCGGCAUGUAUUCUUUCCUAACAUGAAAACUGCGAUUGAUCCCGACAAGGGGAAUGACAGCUUCUACUACUAUCCUGGAAGAAUUUGGUUGGACACUGAUGGAAAUCCUAUCCAAGCUCAUGGUGGAGGUGUUCUGUAUGAUGAGAGAUCGAAAACAUACUACUGGUAUGGAGAGUAUAAGGAUGGACCGACAUAUCAUGCUCACCAGAAAGCAGCAGCACGAGUUGAUAUUAUUGGAGUUGGAUGCUACUCAUCAAAGGACUUAUGGACAUGGAAGAACGAGGGCAUUGUACUUGCAGCUGAAGAACACGAUGAAAGUCAUGACCUUCAUAAAUCUAAUGUGCUUGAGAGACCGAAAGUUUUGUACAAUGAAGAAAAAGGAAAGUACGUUAUGUGGAUGCAUAUAGAUAAUGUCAACUACACAAAAGCCAGUGUGGGCGUGGCUAUCAGCGAAUACCCUAAUGGUCCAUUUGAGUACCUCUAUAGCAAAAACCCCCACGGUUUUGACAGCAGAGAUAUGACGGUCUUCAAAGACGAUGAUGGCACAGCAUAUCUCAUAUAUUCUUCCGUUGAGAACAGUGAACUUCACAUAAGUCCUCUUACGAAAGAUUAUCUUGAUGUAACAAAUGUUGUGAGGCCUAUUCUUGUUGGCCAUCGACGUGAAGCCCCGGCUGUAUUCAAGCAUCAGGGCACGUACUACAUGAUUACCUCUGGCUGCUCAAGCUGGUCUCCCAAUGAAGCACUGGCUCAUGCAUCCGAGUCCAUGAUGGGCCCAUGGGAGACUAUGGGAAACCCAUGUGUAGGAGGAAGUAAAAUCUACAGGGAAACGACAUUUUUCUCUCAGGGCACAUUCGUUUUGCCAUUAAAAGGACUUCCAGACUACUACAUAUUUAUGGCUGAUCGAUGGAACCCAGCGGAUUUGAGGGACUCGAGAUACGUAUGGCUGCCUCUGAAGGUUGCAGGGCCUGUGGACCGGCCUCUGGACUAUGACUUUGGAUUCCCACUAUGGCCCCGAGUAUCAAUUUUCUGGCACAAAAAAUGGCAACUACCUUAUAGGUCGAGUGGUUAAGUCUCUAACUUGUAUCAUAUGCUACGAAAGAUAGUUAAAUUGGCCAAUUCAUUCUUUUGAUAUCUUUCUUGUAACACUAUCAUAUCUUCAUACUCCAUAGAUUUUAGUUUUAGCUCAGCAAAAAUAAAAGUUUACCGGUGUUUAUAUCGAUUGAGAUUAACUGAACUCUUGUAUCAGUAUUGGACUAUAGAGGAGCAAUUGACAUGUUUAGAGUUUUGAGAUAUUCAAGUGUUUAUUGUUUCUAAAGAAA